Messenger RNA from Musca vetustissima, 1062 nucleotides. Its product is annotated as dehydrogenase/reductase SDR family member on chromosome X. Lineage: Eukaryota; Metazoa; Arthropoda; Insecta; Diptera; Muscidae. The transcript is spliced from 5 exons. Bases 1 to 1062 code for a protein of 353 amino acids. The record is from RefSeq and is a predicted model, not a curated record.
AUGUUUUUAAUAUUAUUUACCCUACUUUUCGUUCUGCUGGGCUGUGCCUUUUGGUUCACCAAGACCACCAAAGAAAUGCCCAAAACUUGGUAUGAAUGGAAAACGGAAUUUCGCUAUCAAUACAUUGGCAUGACCAGUUUAUUUGAUGAUUUCAAAUGUAGAUCCGUUGACAGAAUUGAAUUAUAUAAACAACCCAAUCGCAUUGCUGUUAUUACCGGUGGCAAUCGUGGCAUUGGCCUGAGAAUUGUGGAGAAAUUAUUGGCCUGUGAUAUGACUGUUGUUGUGGGUGUACGCAAUCCCAAAUCUGCUGAAGAGGCCAUCAGUAAAAUUGUUGAUUUAAAAUCGACCAAUGGUAAACUUUUGUGUGAAGAACUGGAUGUGGGCAGCCUGAAGUCGGUUCGUGCCUUUGCCCAAAAACUCAAAAGCAAAUAUGAGAAAAUUGAUAUUCUUAUUAAUAAUGCUGGCAUUAUGUUUGCUCCCUAUAAAAUUACCGAUGAUGGUUAUGAAUCCCAUUUUGUGGUGAAUUAUUUGGGGCACUUUUUAUUGCAACAUUUGUUGAUGCCUUUGCUCAAGGCUGCCGGUACUGAGGAGAAACGUGCUCGUAUUGUAAAUGUGUCGUCGUGUGCUCAUUUGGUAGGACGCAUUAACUAUAAGGAUAUUAAUGGAGAGAAAUACUACUCCCCCGGUGAUGCCUAUAGUCAAUCGAAAUUAAGUCAAAUCCUAUCGACACGUCAUUUACAAAAGGUUUUGGAUGAAGAAAAUGCCUAUGUCCAAGUGUUGGCUGUACAUCCUGGUGUUGUUGAUACUGAAUUGUUUGAACACUCCGCUACCACUGCUGUACCAUGGUUCAAUAAGCUGUUGUUUAAAACUCCUGAACAGGGAUCUCGUACUCCCGUCUAUGCUGCCAUAUCACCACGUAUCGAGGGCCAAGGUGGCCUCUAUUUGAGUAAUUGCCGCAAGGGAUCCGUACACCCACAUGUCUUGAAGGCCGACAAAUGUGAACGUUUCUUUAAAUUCACUUGUGAUUUACUUAAAAUUGAACAAUUCGGUUUGGGACAAUAA